AUGGAAGAAGAGGACUAUUCUUCAGAUAUGGAUGAUGAAAUUUUAUCAUCAAUGUGGCCAGAAAAUUUAGGGAAAGAAUCCGACAAGCAGUUUAAUAUAGACAAACCAGCUGCAGAUCAAGAUAUGUUGGAUGAGGUUUCAAUAGCGGAGGAACCAUCUAUUGUGGAUUUCAAACGUCUCAUGGAAUUGACCAAUUUCAGUGAGAAAGGGUCUUCACAAUUGUCUUACCUAGUGAAGCAGUGGGAGCAUAAACAGGCCAAUGCCUUCCGUCUUCUCAAUGAACAAAUUGAUAUUUUAAACAAGCAAAAGCAAGAAGCUCAACUUAAGGAACUCGAAAUUUUGGAGGAGCAUAUGUUUGAGGCAGAUAAUUUUGUUGGAGACAAGAGGCCAAUUUCAAUUCUUCAAGAUGACUAUGCAUUUGGAGAUGCAACUCCAAUAUUUAACAAAGACAUUUCAAUUUGCAAAAAUAAAUGGCAAAUAGAUGUUGAACAUGAUUCUAUAGAGUAUUGGAAGGAGCGGGCCAAAAAAAUGGAAAAAUUACUUGAUGAAAGCCUUCAAAGAGAGAACAAACUUCAGGAGAAACUGCAAGAAAACCUAAGAGUUUUGGCAAAGGAAACUUCACCAGUAGAAGAAUUAUCUCAGAUUUUAAGGAGAGCAGACAAUUUUUUGCAUUUCAUUCUACAGAAUGCACCAGUCGUCAUUGGCCAUCAGGACAAGGAGUUGCGCUACCGUUUUAUCUACAAUCAUUUUCCAAGUCUCCAAGAAGAGGAUAUUAUAGGGAGAACUGAUGUUGAGAUAUUUACUGGCGCUGGUGUAAAAGAAUCUCAAGAUUUCAAGGCAGAAGUUUUACAACGUGGAUUACCAGCAAAGCGGGAAAUUACAUUUGAAACAGAGUUGUUUGGAACAAAGACUUUCUUAAUCUAUGUAGAGCCUGUUUUCAGCAAAACUGGAGAGACGAUUGGAGUCAAUUAUAUGGGAAUGGAUAUUACUGAACAGGUUGCAAAGAGAGAGAAGUUGGCAAAGCUUCGAGAGGAAAUAGCAGUGCGAAAUGCUAUGGAGACUGAACUCAACAAAACCAUACAUAUAACUGAGCAAACCAUGAGGGCAAAACAAAUGUUAGCAACCAUGUCUCAUGAGAUCCGUUCACCAUUAACUGGCGUUCUUGGAAUGGCUGAAAUGCUUGCACAUACUGAAUUAAAUGAAGAACAGCAGCAGUUGCUGGGUGUCAUGAUAUCCUCUGGGGAUUUGGUUCUUCAACUUAUAAAUGACAUUCUUGACCUGUCCAAAGUCGAAUCAGGAGCUAUGACGUUGGAAGCUACGAAUUUCAGGCCAAGAGAAGUUGUAAGACAUGUACUACAGACUGCUGCAGCAUCUUUGCAAAAGGAGCUAACCUUGGAAGGUCUUGUAACGGAAGAGGUGCCAUCAGAGGUUAUUGGUGAUGUUCUAAGGAUACGCCAAAUUUUGACCAACUUGAUUAGCAAUGCUAUCAAGUUUACACAUGAAGGAAAAGUAGGUAUAACAUUACGGGUGACAUCGCAGCCAUCCUUUGCAGAGAACCAGAAAGAUAGAAAGGAUUGUGGAGAUUUAUCUAAAUAUUCUAAAACAGAUACGAACACACAGCAAAAUGACACUUCCUUGUCUCAAAAUGGUGGUUUGGGUGGAGACAGGUCAUCCAAUGAUGUGAGUUGUGUAAUAGAUUCUAAGCAGUGUAGAGACACACAGAACCGAAUGGCAGAAUCAGAAACAAGACCAUUAUCGUCAAUAGAUGGAGAUGAAUACCUAGAUAUUGAUUCUGAUGACGAGGAGAAAAUUGUUUGGCUGCAUUGUGAUGUGUAUGACUCUGGGAUAGGAAUUCCAGAGAAAGCAUUGCCAGCCCUGUUCAAAAAGUACAUGCAAGUAAGUACAGAUCAUGCUCGAAAAUAUGGUGGAACUGGACUUGGUCUUGCAAUUUGCAAACAACUGGUGGAAUUGAUGGGGGGCCGUCUGACUGUAACAAGCAAGGAACAUUGUGGGUCAACAUUUUCUUUUGUGGUACCUUGCAAAGUACCGAAAAAGAGGACCUGUGAUGAAAUGGAUAAUGAUCUGCUAUAUGACAUGCCUCUUUCUGAAUGUGAAGCAAGAAGCGACAGUACAGCUGAAGAUGAUAAAAGAGCUUAUUUUCAGUUCAAACCACGUACAUUGGGUUCUUUAUUCUCAUCAGGUGAUGCAGCUCCCAGGUCCAAAGUUUUAUCUGCAGGCAAAAUAGACUCAAAUCACACCACUAAGAUGAAUGGCAUACACACAGGCUACAUGUUUCCCACUGGGGAAUCUACUCCAAGUUCAAAUCAAAAUUUAAGUUUAAACCAUGAUGUUGACAAGCAACACUCAGAGCUGGGAAGCGACUAUUUAACUGGAAUAGAAAAUGUCAACAAAGCAGUCAAUGAUUGCCCAUCAAAUGAUGAUUAUCAGCAUCUUCAAAUCACACACUCACCAAUGACAACUGAGAAAGACACUACUAUGAGACACUCUCAGGAAUCUCAGGAUUUGAAGCUUUCAUAUUUAGCACAUGAGAAUCAGGGAAAGAUGCAAAAGACCAACCAAAAGCCACCAGAAAAUAUUUCAGAUGCAAGGCAGAUGCAAUCUAGACCCAAGAUUCUUCUUGUUGAAGAUGAUCAGGUUAUUGUAAUGGUUACACAGUCCAUGAUGAAGCGGCUAGGUCAUAGCCCUGAUGUUGUUUCAAAUGGAGCAGAAGCAGUACAAGCAGUCAAAACAAAUAAUUAUGAUCUUGUUUUGAUGGAUGUAUGUAUGCCUGUAAUGGAUGGCCUUGAAGCCACUCGGUUGAUCCGCAAAUGUGAGCUGAGUGGAAAUUGGGAUGCUUCUGAAGUAGCGAGAGCUUGUAAAGCCGAUUGUUUGAUGAGUAUUCAUAUGAAUGGUCAAACAUCACCUUUUCCCAGGAAGAGAGUCCCAAUAAUAGCGAUGACAGCAAAUGCUUUGGCUGAAGGUAUUGAUGAAUGCUAUGCAAAUGGCAUGGAUUCUUUCAUUGCAAAACCUGUCACAUUACAGAAACUGAAGGAGACUCUCUGUCAAUAUAUCCCUGGAUAGGUUCAGUACUGAAAGCAGCCUAUAAGAAUAUACUAAGCGCUUGCAUAUAUUGGUGAAAAGUCUAUAUGCAGAAGAGAAAAAUUGUCUCCUUUUUUGUAUGUAAUUCAACCUUCACGUGGCAUAAAAAGUUGUCACAUUGUACCAUGCUUGUCCAUGUAAAAAGUUAAGUGUAGUCCAUUUUUUCCAUCACAUCAGAGUGUACCUUGUUCCAAUUCAAGCAUUCUUUCUCGACAACGUGGAAUACCAAUCAGAAGUUUCAGAUGUGUCAAAUACCAAUCACCAACCUAAACCAUUAGAGUACAGUUUCCUCUAAUAUAGUUUCUGUAUAUAAUUUUUCCGAUUUCAGGAGAGUAUCAAAUGAUAAUAUGAGGCAAGUCUGAGAA
Molecule: messenger RNA, 3464 nt
Organism: Cryptomeria japonica (Japanese cedar)
Lineage: Eukaryota; Viridiplantae; Streptophyta; Pinopsida; Cupressales; Cupressaceae
Product: histidine kinase 5
Exons: 12
Coding region: 1-3081 (1026 amino acids)
Biological process (GO): phosphorelay signal transduction system; protein autophosphorylation
Molecular function (GO): phosphorelay sensor kinase activity; histidine phosphotransfer kinase activity
Source: RefSeq, a predicted model, not a curated record